GCUUCUCUCCACACAGUGAAUACUGUGAUCACUGAACGUUUGGGACGAUUGUUACUCAUUGGUUUAAAUCGUCCGCAACACCGUAACACAAUUGAUCGUGUAACUGCCAAUCAAUUGACUCGCAUCGUCCAAGAGGAAUUUGAGGCGGAUCCGACUGUAUACGGUGGUGUCCUGUACGGAUGCGGUGAGGAUUUCUGCACUGGGCUUGAUCGUGACGAACUGCUCACCUCGCAAACUGCCUGUUUGAAUCGCUAUGGCUUGGACGAGAACAGUAGCGAUGGACCAAUGGGUCCAACGAGGAUGCAUUUGUCCAAACCGCUGAUUGCUGCGAUCACGGGCAAAGCAAUCGGAGGUGGAUUGGAACUUGCCCUAGCUUGUGAUCUCCGAGUGGCCGAGACCGAUUCGGUGCUUGGUUUGCAUCCACGAAAAUAUUGCUUGCCCAUGAUGGAUAUGGGUGCGCAACGUUUGCCCGCACUAAUCGGCCUUUCGCGUGCUUUGGAUCUUGUCCUAACCGGGCGCUCUCUGACUGGAGCUGAGGGACUGCAAUUCGGUUUGAUUAAUCGAUUGGCCAAACCGGGCACCGCUGCACCACAUCUUGGAGGUGGUCCUCUAACCCUAUGUCGCAUUGUCGGAAACGUUUCAGCGAUCGGUAUUGCUGUGGAUCUGGUCAAUACCAUGUGCAAUUUACCGGGUCAGGCUGCACUUCGGGCCGAUCGGAAUGCAACAAUCCAGGCAGCCAACUCUGAUCGUUGUGAAGCGAUGCAAAAUUUCCGACUUGCUAUGAGAGCCAUGUCCUUGGAAGGUCUUCCAGGUUUGUUCCACUUUGUCUCACUUGUUUGA
Messenger RNA from Echinostoma caproni, 840 nucleotides. The record is from the annotation of a GenBank genome assembly. NCBI's taxonomy places the organism in Eukaryota, Metazoa, Platyhelminthes, Trematoda, Plagiorchiida, Echinostomatidae.